AUGUCUGUGUGUGUUUUACAGCAUUUGCUGAAGACAACAAUCGAAAUUCCUAGAGAUGGCACAGGAAGGAAGCCUUCCAUGCGACGAGCAUCUCACAGAGUGCAUUUCAGUACACCUGUUCAAAAUGCCAUUGACGAUUUCAGCAAGCUGUUUGCAAAAUUCAAAGUGAAGAACUUGGAAUUUCCUUAUAUACAAUCUCCAGGUGGUGUGGAAAAGCCGGCGAUGCCUUUUGGGACUCUUCCAGAGUCUUGGUAUCAUCGGAAUCCAAAAACAAGCAAAAUUAUUUGGCACUCCAAGUUUCCUAUUCUUCGCGAAGAUGACACGUUCACUGAUGGUCAAGGGCUACAUGCGACAAGGAAAGAGCUCAAUAUCCCGCUGCAUCCUGGAGCUAUGUCUCUAGCUGGCCCCUUCGGGGCUAUUCAUGACUGGCUGCACCAUCAUAUUCCAAACCUGCAACUUCCUGUGAAUCUGGAGAACAUGCAACCGGAGGAGCGCAAUGCGCUUUUUACAAAGAUCAUACUCGAAGCCCAUGACGGAAAAAAAAUCAGGCUCUCGGAUAUCCUUAAGCCCCUUACUCACACGCCGAAUUGGAAAAGUUUCAACCCUGAUGAUUACACACUGCUAUACGAAAUCUUAAGAAUACCAGUCAAAAAUAUGUUUAUCGAGGGUGGCAUCGAAUUCGUUAUCACAACUCCGGAGGGCGGUCAAGUAUCGCACAUCGUUCCGGUUCGUCCUGGAGAAUCUUGGGAUCAGGCAGCAAAUAGCUUUUUCUUCACAUAUCCUCAAUAUGACAAAAUAAAAACGAAGCUUAGAUUGUUUGAUGGCGAGGGAAAUCCGAUUGUCCUCUCCCCAGAGUCCUCUGUGUAUGUGGGGGUCAAGGAAGCCAUCGAACAGAAGCGCAGGAUGAGAAGCACAAGCGUGCAGGAAGUCCAGCGGUUUAUCAACGAAUUAUUACGGGGAGCUGAUAUCGUCAGGCCAGUUAGGCUUCGGGACCUACUGUCGAUCGUUAGGAAACAUAUUGCCCAAAUCCGGCCAGAUCUCAUUGCGCAGUUGAACCUACCGGAUCCAGCUACCUCCCAAAGAGAAAUCGCGAAGCUUAAAGCCCAGAUCGAUGUAUUGAAAGCGAAGGCAAACAAAACUGCCGUCGACUACGAUGCUAUACAGGGACUCAGGCACCAGAUCAAAUCGAUACUAGCAAGAGAAAAUAAAUGGGCGGUUCCAUCGGUGCUUUCGUUCUCUCACAUCAGGCAUAAAGGAGCUGAGAAAGACUUUGACGUAUCGUUACAGAGUUCUGAAUUUAGGCUAGCUGAUGAAUUUUGGAAAGUAUAUCAUCAUGCCACACGACAGUCUCAGAACGCUGCGAUGCUUGACUUUGCAAACGUCUACAAUAUUACAUUCCGCGUACUGGGAAUGGAGGAACGCGUAGAGGAGAAAAAGCGUACCAAGCAAAAGAUAAAAGCAGAAAAGCAAGCGGAGCGGCAUGUGAGAGACGUUAAUGUGAAGGUGAAGCUUGUGUUUGACGUUGAAAAUGACGAAGCGUUUUCCGACAGCGGUAUUGUCAUCAGUCUUCCCUCAGAUUUUGCUACUGGUCUAAAUAUCGGAGGAAAACGCAAAGUUGCACAACAAUUGUCAAAAAUGUAUGGCAUUCCAAAGGCUUAUUUUACGUUUGACGGAUACCCACGCGUUGUAAUCGACCCAGCCAAAAGCGAGCUGCCAGUUCUAAAAGUUGCACUUCAAGCACUUUGCCUACGCAAUGACGGCAAAAUCGGUGUACGGCCAGCCGAGCUGGCACAGGUGCUAAUCGAAAAAGGAGGCUAUGGAAACAAAGAUUACAUCUUAUUGCAUGCGGCCGCCGGGGAAAAGCUGAGAGUGUCGGUAGAAAACGCUCGUCAAAUCGCUCCAGAAAAGGCGCGAAUGUUCAUGUUCGCGUGGAAGCGUAAACUGUCAGAUAUUACAUCGGCCGCAGAGGGAAAAGCAAAAGAAAAGGCAAAAGCUGCCGCGGGAGAGGUUGCCGAACCUGCCAAGUGGAUGGAGAUUCUCGGACCUUGGCUAUCGCGAAUGCGAGGUUUUGGAACUCUAGCAGACACAAAAAUCCAGCUCAUUGUUCACAACGAUAAGGCAGCUACAAAGAGCGAUAGAAUAAGUAAAUGCCGUAUUUCAACCUUUGAGGAGCUUCUGGAGUACAUUAAUGACAUGCAGCAGCUGCUGAAAGUGUGCCCAGGGCUUUUGAUGGCUGUUACUAGCGGACAGCCAUUUUCUUUCGAUCUCGGAAUCCGAAGUCCACCACCCUCAGGCUUUCGACUGUGGAACCGUGCUCAUGGAGACCCUGGGAAGAACCAAAGAUAUCUGGAACGCCUUACAGUUGCGCUGUCAAAAGUACCAUCUGACUCCAAGAUACAGUGGAAGUUUUCCAAGCACGGUGGAGGCAUGACGUCUGAUCAGAUUGAAAAGAUCAAAGUUCUUCUGCAAGGCAACAAGCCUAGGGAUGCUGCACUAGUUAGAGAGAUUUUAGCGAUUUUGGGAGUUCCUGCAGACGACAUCGAAAGGCUAACUGGAAGGUUGAAUAUCUUGAUAACGCACGAGCCCACUGACCAAGACAAGGUGCUGCUGCUUGACAUUGCAAGGGCGGACGGCCCACGAAUCAUAAGAAAUAUCUCAGCUCAUGCUGACCCCAAAACACCAUUGCAAAUCGGUCUUCUAGAUGGCGAUUUUUCGCUGUCCUACAGCUUCUAUAGCCCUACAAAGCAAAUUAGCGGCCAACCCUGCGGCAUCCGCUCUGCACAAGACUUCCAAAACCUGACGUGGGAAACGGCGGUUGGAUGGUGUAAUUUAACCUUCGACGAACUGAAGAGCCACUCACCUGCAUUUGCUUGGAUAGAAGGCGUUCAAAUGGCUAUGUAUCCACCAUCCCAACCUGGUAUACCGGUUGUUUCCUUUCAAAACGACACACCGAUGGCUUUUACGUACAGACGACCAGCCUCUCCGGUUUCAGGUAUCAUGCCACAAGACAUCUAUUUCAACCUUGUUCAACAGCCGGGAGCUAAUGCCCCUGGUGCGACAUUUACCCAAAAAAUCCCAGAGCCAAGUGGAGGGCUCGGGACUGAUAUCACUUACUUCGGCCAGAAUCCACAACGAUGGAGAGCAAGAAUGGAUCCCGGAACCGUCACGAUGCCUCGCGGCACCUUUGGGGAGUUCAACAUUUACCCAGACCCUGAACAACAGGAGGCUGGCAAAGCUUUUGUAAAUCCUAUCAUCCGUACAAUCGAGAUUCCAGGGUUUUCCCAUGUACCUGAAUUAAAAGAAAAUUUAAACAUUGUCUUCAAACCCAAAACGUCUGUUCCUAUGGGGGGUGAGCUUGUAUACAUUCAAGCUCCAGCAAGUACUGGACGGUAUUAUUUCUGCCCUGAUCUUACAAUUCAACAGUUUAUGAGCUUGAAAAGCAAAGAGGAGGUCUCAAGGCUCUGCAGUAACAUUCCUGUUGAGCUUUUGGAGGCAGAUUUUCUGGUGUCCACGUUUGCCCCUCUCAUACUGGUUGAUCGACUGAACGUGCCUCGCUACUACACCGUUGCAUGGGACGACGAUAUUGACAAAUUCGUUGAGCCACUUUUCCAGGAAGGUCACCCCGAAGACCAAGUGGUGUUCACGUUCGCCAACGCGAACCACUGCGUAGCUACCCGCCCUAUGCUCAAGGGGCUAAAAACGUGGUUGGAGUUGGCUCGUUUUUGUUCUGCGAUAUUUGGUAACAACUAUCCAACACAGAUUACCGGCGUUAUAAAGGUUCGGAUUCUCUUGCCAGAGAGCCUGAAGACGUCAUUCACAAAGAUUCACCAGGGACUCUCUCCCGAGAGCAUCUUUUCCUAUGAGCCCCUGGCACUAGUAAUUGACAACAUUCUGGCAGGCCAGAAAGCGGGCAUAACAAUUGAGGUUACGCUUGAAAUGAAUGAUGGAACAAAGUUAAAAUUCAAUCAGAUUCCAGAAGAAUGGAAAAAUGUUACUGCUCCCCAAAUUCCGGGUCUUGUCAGCAUUGAGAUUAAGGAUACAAACUUGGGAAACCUGCAGGACCUGCUAAAUCAAGGAAACAUCAGUCCAAGCAUGCCAUUCGGGCAGUUCGUGUCAAAGGUUACUGGAGAUAUUAAUAGCGCAACAGGCCUUGCUUUCCCCUCUGCCAAUAUUCGGAUAGGCGGUCCGCCAAGUCCAGGGGUGCCAAUACCCCAUUAUGAGUUUGAACUGGUACAACCAGAAGCGGUUGGAGCUGAUGGACAGACAGCGAAUUUCGGUGUCAGGAUACCUCUAGCCCAUGGAUCAAUACCUGACGCAUUUCCAAUGGGGGAAGUAAUUAAAACUCUUCACAACCCGCAAGUCACGGUGAUUACUGUCAUGGCGGGGUCGAAUGUGCCGCUCACCAAGCACAGCCAGAAUUUGGACAUGUCCUUCAGCGAUCUAAUUGCUUGGCUAAAGAUUCACUUGGGUAUCAAUGAUCCAGCGGGUAUCCACGUUACUGUGGUCGUUGAUGGAACUCCUUAUAGAGGGACGUUCACUGGCGAGCAACUUCUUGGACAUUCGUUAGGCAGCCUUUUGGGAAUGAUCGGAGCUGCCGAUUUAACCGAUUCUCAUUCCCUUGUUUUUAUUAAUUUCAUUGUGAACGGAUCCAUUUACGACGAUAAACCGGGAUCUCCAGUGGACUUUGCAAAGCUACUGCAAAUUCGUGUGCCAGGGAAAAAGCAGCCACCUUCAGACUUCGAGUUUACCGUUGCUGGUCCAGGUGGAUCUUCCACGCAGUUAGUUCCGGCAGAUAUCAUGCGCCUCCUGCAAGAUGUGGCGGAUAUGCACGGACAUCCCGGAAUGUCACUGGUGCUCUCCUUUCUAAACUCGUUGAAGCAAGUGUCCCAAGUGGCUCCUGGACAAACAAUUCGGAUUGACACAAAGAAGCGCCGAAAUUCGAGGUCAGAAGAAGACUGUGUGUGGCGGUGGAGUAUUACGAAAAAUCGCUUGCCAUUGCGUAACCGAAACGCAGAUGCUGCCACGGAAAGUCGUCUCAUGAUUCUUACACGUGCCCGCUUCUGCGUUGGUUUGCAGCAUCCGGAAGAAGCUAUUAACAGUAUCUUGAGUACACCGGCUGGACAACUUCCACGGGACUCCUACCUGCUGGUAUUCACGAGCGAAGGUCCUAGAGGGAGAAGGAUAAUGGUGCCAAUUUCGCCACAAGACAAGAAAAAAACUGUAGCCAAAUUACUACAACAUCUAAAUAUUGCUCUUCAAACAAUUCUUGACCUGAAGAUUGUAUCCGACGUAGAAGAUGGAGCUCUGAAUGUCGGGGUACUGGAUAGAACUAUCACGAUUCCCAUUCAAACUCUCAGCUCAACAGACAGAAGCACCAUGGAUGAAUUUUUAUCACAAAUGGGUCAGAAGCUCAGCAGCAUGCUGCGGAGUGCCCGAUUAACAUAUCAGCAUCUUGUACUUCAUACGAUUCUUACAAAGGCAGAUGGCACCAAAAUUUUCGUGGACACGCCGCUUGGUCCUCCGGAAAAUGCCGAAAGAAUGUUGUCAAGUCUUUCUCUUUGGUCCUUACUGCCAGACGAGGCCAGGCACGAGAAAAUAAAACACAUCAAUAUGCGCAUCCAGGCCGCCACUACCACUUCGUCACGUCCAGCUACGCCUACUCCACCGCCUCAAGGCGGGAACCUCCUUCCUUCCGAGCAGACCUGGGGUGUCAUACCUGGGCAACCUGUGAAUAGCAUUGAGAAUUUCUUGAUUCAGCUACCCUCUGGAGAACGUCGUCCCAUAAGUGAAGUCGGGGACCAACUUGUCCGUGCCUUCUUCCGGAGUGCAGUAUCGCGGAACCGCACGUGGAGUCGAGUGUUUUGGGGAAAGCAAACAGCGGAGGGUGUUUGUGGGCCCGAAAUGGAGUUCCCCUACUUCAUGGUGAUGAGUACGAAGAUUGCAGAUCUUCACGCUCCACAGGGUCACGACUGCCUUGCUUUAAUCAAAUUGAAUUUCGAGGUAGGAGCGUGCAAACCGGUUAUGCUGAGUGUCUACUUUGAAGUUGCAUAUCUCUACCACGAGGCUCCGCUUCAAAUUCUCACGCCUAAGGAGAGGAAACUCUAUCAAGCAGCGAGCAUGGAACUUGAAGCUGUCAAAAGGCCUCUCCGGGAGUUGAUUGCGAGAGCCACUGGAAGUAAUGAUGUCGGCAAUUUGAUGUCGUGUCUCAUCACUCAGCCCUUCGUGGCCUAUUCGUGUACGCAACCACUUCCAGUGAACGCAGAUAAGGAGACCCUAGAGGAAAUUAUUGCGCGUUCUCGAUACGUUGUUCUUUCAAUGGCGACCGCUGGAUCAAAAACCACUGGAUUUUUACAAAAAGGCUCCUUUCUUUCCCGCAUUAGUCGGGUUCACCAUUGA
Cyclospora cayetanensis is the source of this 6396-nucleotide messenger RNA. RefSeq lists its product as uncharacterized. The transcript has 22 exons. The record is from RefSeq and is a predicted model, not a curated record. The coding region runs from base 1 to 6396 and encodes 2131 amino acids. Lineage: Eukaryota; Apicomplexa; Conoidasida; Eucoccidiorida; Eimeriidae.